UGGUAUCUUGACAACUGACUUUCCGAAUAGCACCGCAUACGAACUCUCGCGGUGAAGCACUUUGAGAUCGGUCGAAAACCUCGGGAACAGGAUCAGAUUAUCAAAGAGCGAUUCUUAGCGGAUGUACGGGCGUCUAUCAAUGAUAGGAGCGGUACUCAUGAUUGAUCACUCAGGUUCAAAAAGCCUUCCCGAUUUUUGGAGAUGACGAGUGCGCAAAUGCACAUCUACUCAGAUAUGUCGAUAGAUAUCUUGGUGCCAAAGCGGUGCCGAGUUCACGCUUCUAUCACAUGGUGCACGGUAACGACAUUGCAGAUCAUGAUGGAGAUUGGUUACUAGGGGACAGUGACAAGUCUGACAACGUCGAAGAACACCGUGAUACGCCAGCGAAUUCUGAGCCACCGGCGGGUCUUACAACUCUCCACAACAGAUCCCAGGUAAGAAGGUUUUAUCAUCUCCGACAGCUUCCGCAUUUCAUAAUAAUACAGGCGAUCUCUGAGUUGGACGAGACAAAUGAAGAAGCUUCUCGUAUGGUUAUCUCUGAUGGUCUCCAAGGUAGUAUGGUGCAAAAGGUGAUUGACAUCCGUUACAUUGAAAAGCGUACUGCAACUCACUCGAGUUUGGUCAAGUCACCCAUCUCAGAUUCCCCGCCGAGUCCUACUCUAACGGAUGCUUCUCGAACUAUGAAUCAUUCACCAUCUCCAGAUACGCUGGCGGCCAUGUCAAUAGACUAUGAUACCACCUCGCGCAAGCACAGCGAUCAGCCAAGGCGUGCGUCAUCUGCGAGUACUACAGUAUCGGCGAAUGACUCCCACCACACAACACCUAUCAGGAACUUCCUCAGUCGUGCAGCGCUUGGCCAUUUACUGGAGGAACUUAUGACAUUGGGCAUCAAGAAUCAGUCGCGUCUUCUUCUUGCAGCAACAUGGUCAGAGGAGGACGUCAAUAUCCUUUUGCGCGAUUCUGUGCGAGAAAAGAGGAUCGACAAAUUUGAGGCGCAGCAACUUGUUAUUGCCUUGCGUUCUCUCCAUCAGCAAUCUAUGCGAGUUAGUAACUGACUUUGAUGCCUCAACAUACAUUUCGAGCCAGUCACAUCACUUCUGCGCAUGUACAUGUACUGUAAGUCUUCUUUAGCGAUUAAGAGUUUACUAUGUCAAAGAUACAGUACCGUACUGUAUCUUUCGUGAGUAGCUUACAAAG
Molecule: messenger RNA, 1197 nt
Organism: Suillus plorans
Lineage: Eukaryota; Fungi; Basidiomycota; Agaricomycetes; Boletales; Suillaceae
Exons: 1
Coding region: 288-1055 (255 amino acids)
Source: RefSeq, a predicted model, not a curated record